Messenger RNA from Xyrichtys novacula (pearly razorfish), 13328 nucleotides. The record is from the annotation of a GenBank genome assembly. Lineage: Eukaryota; Metazoa; Chordata; Actinopteri; Labriformes; Labridae.
GACGUGUUUCCGUUAUUGAUGUGGACCAGUCGCCUUGAUGUAGCCGUCGCGAGCUAAACAAACAUGGCUCAGCUACUUGAUAACACAUUAGACCUUUAUGAAACGUAGAUAUAUCGCGAGGAAAUAUGCAACAGUUCACUAAAAACAUGCCACAUGAAGGCGUAGAUGGAGAGCGAGUGUGUUAUUAAGUUUGUUACCUUAGUGUAGCCCUUUAUGACCGUGUUUACACAUCGCUAACUCUCGGGUUGGCUAAUGUAAGCUAGCACGAUGGACCUUGGAACAAUGUUGUACAAUAAUUUAAAAGAUGUUACCUGGAGCUCGACCUCCCUGCCUCUGGAUCAGUUGGUCAGUGCUUACAGGCUGCCGCAGAUCGUCAAGCUGGAUAACGGUUAGUAAACCUCUUAUAAUGCAGACUGUGUCUAAUGCUGGCUGCUAAAAUCCCUGUUAGCUGUUAGCCGUGGGAGACUCAGCCGAUUGUCUCACAUUUUUCUAUUUUCCCAAAAUACAAAUACAUGAUGCCACCAAUCUCUCAUUAUAGUCUAAAGGAUAGAUUCAACCGUUUUAGCAACACAGUGACAGAAGUAAAACAAGUUAGUGUGCACUGAUAAAUCCAGAGUGUAACUUAAGAGAGGUGUAAAACUAAUCAAUACAGUUUAAUUAGUUUGUAUUAUUUCAUCUAAUAAUCUGGUAGGGACCUUCUAAAGUAAACAAGACUAGUACCAGAAAGCCUGAUAUGUCUACCUGCUUAUUUUUGUGUUGGAAACCAUUAGAAAGAAGAGCUGCUGCUGUUGAUGGUGUUGAUGAUGAUAGUGUGAACAGCCCUCUGCUGAAACUAUUUUCAUUUUACUUCACCUACUUUAAAGAUUCAUUGUGAUUAGAUAUUGUUGAUUUGGGUAAUUAAUCAGUCGAGUGAUGACAUUUUAAAAUGACUAGUUCAAGUUGAGGUGAAAAGUAAAUAAUAUCUGCAGACACUGCAGGCAGACUCAUCAGUGUGGCUGAAGUGUGGCUCAGUAUGAAUGAAAGCAGGUUUUUUUCAUCCUAAAUGACAGCGUAUCCAAUCUAGACCUGUUUCUGGUUAGUGUUCAGUGUUAAUAAUGCAAUGUACAAUAACCAGAUUUGCAAUUUGGCUAUGUGCAAUAUCCAAAUAAUCACAAGCUACAACUUGAGAUAUGUAAAAUAUGUCAUAAAACAGCAUUUUGGUGAAAUGCUGUUGUUAUGUUAAAAAAUUUGUUCUCACAGAUGUAUCGAAACAUGUUUGCUUAGUUCAGACAAGGGCUGCUCAGUCAUGGCAGAACAAAUCAUUGUUAUUACAUUCGAUGAUAUCUAUAUCACCAUUGUUAAAAGAGAUUAUCCAUGACAUGAUAUAAGCAGCACAUGCAUUUAUGCAACUUCAAACCACCUUAAAACUGAAAAACUUUUAAUUCUUAAAAACACUAAGUGGAGAAAAUAAAAAUGUGUGACUUACCUUUUUAUUUACUAAAGAAAGUUUGUCUGUCUAACUGCUUGAUAUGAAAAGUCAUAUGUACUCCAACUUUAAGGGACCAUGCAUCAAUUCUUUUAUUCACUGUGACAGCUUUGGCUUAAGUUUGGUGAUGAUGCCCACUAAAUGAAAGAUCUAAGAAAUUAUUCAGUUUUCUAAAGCUUUUAUAUAACAGUCUUUAUGACCUCAAGACUUGGACCUGUAUUUUAUUAUGAUUCUGAAAGCUGUCUCUCACUUUUUAGCCCAACAGUCAUCAACUUGUUAGCUCUCGUGACUGCCACAGCUUCUCUCUCCUCUUGCUAUUUCUGUCCCUUUGCUUUUUAGACACACAUAGAUACUCACAUCAACCUCCUCCUGCUCCUCUCGCUGCUCUUCUCCUUGCUCUCCUCUCUCCACCUGUGGCUGCUUGUUCAUUUGUACUGCUGUAGACUAAAGAUAAAGCAGUACACCAUUAAUCAUAGCAGGAGCAGCAACUUCCUUGUGCUUCCAAACUUGGUUUCACUUUGAUUUGAGCUGCUCCAUUUAAUUUUAUAGGACAUAGCAGGGGAAACACAGCAGGCAGCACAAUAAUCUAUCACUCUUGGUUGUCAUGUACUUUUGAUCGAGAGGGGCUGAAAUCAAGUCAAAAUCAGAGGAAUUGGCCAUCGCUAUAAAAGGUGUUAUAAAACAGCCGUAUGCUCAAGUGCUGUUGAUGUGUUGGAGUGCUUUAGCCCCACAAAUCUGUCCAGCAGAUGUUUUAACAACAUGUUUGCUACAGACCCCUACACCAAAGCAUCUGUCUCAAAUCUGUCCCAAAAUCAGGAGCAAUCCAAAAGUCUCUCAAUAGAGCUUUAGAGCAUUUUCACACUGGGCAGCUGUGGCUCAGUGGUAGAGACAGUCAUUCCUCAACUGGUGAGUUGGGGGUUUGAUCCCGGUUUCCACUGUCGACAUGCCAAAGUGGGUCCUAAUAUUAAUGGCAGCUUUGAAUCAGUGCAAGCACGUUGUGUGAAUGGAUGAAUGUGACAUGUAAUGUAAAAAUGCUUUGAGUUGUCAAAUGACCAUAAACACAAUCCAUUUACUAUUUAUAUCAUUGUUUUGUACCCAUGCACAGAUGCUGCUGUAGGGGAGCUUCUCUCUAAGCUUUCACACCAGUGUAGUAGGUGGUGGUAUUUAUGAAGUUGGUUUGGAAAUCUGCCAAGAAGAAGAAAGAUAAAUCAUACCACAGGCAGUAUCACACCCUGACAUUUUCGACCAUUCCUCUCAGUCAGAAAUCAAACCAAGAUGUGUUUUCUUGCUUAUUUUGUUGAGCAAAUUAGACAUGCUGACAGCAGUCUGGAUCAGUCUGCUGUGCUGCCUCUAUCCUGGCCACCAAAAGCCUAAAAUGUAACAGUCCAGAUAUGUUUUCAUUUGAUAUCUGUGAGAACAGUCAGCAGGGGUGAGGUAUUGUAUUAGCCAGUCUGAUGAACCUAAAGUGUAUUAUUUGGGCUUAGUGAUAAUCGUAAGAUUAUCCUUUAUUUGAAUGCUCUUUUCAAAACAAUAAUAACCUAAUAAUAACUAUUAGUGGUUUGAAGAGUUGGGAACAGUAAACAUAAAGCUCAGAAGACUCUCAGGUCUUCAUUUAUGAAGCAAAGGUUUAAUCAAAAUAAUGACAUGUUACAAUAAAGGCAUUUAAGGUGAAUUUUAAAUAAGAGCUUAAGCUGACAGCACAAUGUGAAUUUACCCUCAUGUUUAUUUUGGCGUGCACUUUGAAUUGAAGCCAUUUUGAAGUCAGCAGUAGUCAUUUUGUGCCGUAUCCUCUUCUUACAUGCUCUGCUAAGUAAGCCUCUGCUCCAGCAUUGCCAUGGUGCAUUGCACUUAAAAAUAAUAGUGCUUGCUUUUAGAGAGGUAUGGAUUAGGGUAUUAGUCAUUGUCCAUGGAGAAUAGUGACUCCAGUGUGCUGAGUAAUUCAAUGCCUUGGCAUGAGGGUAGCAGCCACAGAAGCUCAGGCAGUGUAAGGAGAGAGCAAUAUUUAUAGUGGAGCAGAUAAGUAACAUAAUCGUUCAGUUGGUGAUACAAGCAUUACUAGAAAAGUGUUGAUUGCGGCCAUUACUUUUACUAGAUUACGGCCAUUUUUCAAGAUGGCCGCCACCUAGGUGGAACAAUAAGGUGAUGUUCUUGUUAAGUUGUCAAUAUAGGCAUGAUAUAGGCAUAUUAUAACAUACAUUUAUGACGAUUUCCCGAAUGUCUAUAAUAAUCAGUUUAAAUCUUUUUGUGGUUCACAGGAUUGCACAUGCCGACUGAAUCAAAAACUAGAAUAAUGUUCUUCAUCAAUCUGCAAUGCUCUUUUUUGUAUCUCUGCAAAGGAAACAGGCAUAGCUGUUAAAGUUUGAUGUUAGUUAAGUUUUGAUUGAGCUAACCAACAGCUGAUCAGAUCGAAGUAUCUGUAUUUAUUUAAACUUCCUGUAAGGAACUUUUAACUAGAUUUGAAAAAAAUCUCUGAUUUCUACUGAUGUCUCCUGUCACCUGAAUGAGCCCAUCUGUGUGAAGAUAAGAUAUUCCUAAAUAUCGUAUCCUCACACAAAUGGGCCAGUGGUCGGGCCAGGACCACGAAUGAGAUGAUUUACUGCACUAAGACCAGAGACAACACGCACGUUUUUUCUCUUUAUUUUGCACUGAAAACGCACAUAUUACUGUCACUACUCAAACAGUGAAGUCUUGCAGCAGGAGACUCCUGCAGACACAGUGUCAUGCUACAGCUGCAGCCACCAAGUGAGAAGCUUCUCCACACUGGAGACAGACAGGCAGAGCAGCUCUGUGUCACUAACCUCAGUAGUCCUGCUGCUUCACCUCUGUCUCACACUCCGCGGCGGGCUGACCCAGAAAGUAGUUUCUAUAGCCCUGACAUGCGAGCCAGAUAAGUUACGACAAUACGCACUAAAACACUCCCGCUUUUAUCCAUAGUGGCUGCCAAAAUCAACGGAGAGUGGAAACUCCUUCCAGCUGUUUUAAGAUGAGAUGUUUUUUGUCUUCUGCACCUUGCAGUAUAAUAGUAUCUCAUGUACUGUAAGGUGUCAUUUCUAUGUUUAUACCUGCAGGCCAGCUGGUUGAAGGGCUCAGGGACAAUGACUACCUCUUGAUUCAUUCCUGCCGGCAGUGGACGACGAUUACUGCUCACAGUCUGGAGGAGGGCCACUAUGUCAUUGGGCCCAAAAUAGAGAUUCCAGUUCACUAUGAAGGUGAGGAACCUCUGCAUGGAUGCUGGAUGCUCUUCCUUUUUGGAGAUCUUCCUCUGUGUUUCUCUAAAUUAAAAUGUCACUGAUGUAAUUGUCCUUUAACAGGUCAGUUUAAGCUCCUGGAGCAGGACAGAGACGUAAAGGAGCCGGUGCAGUACUUCAACAGUGUGGAGGAGGUUGCCAAAGCAUUCCCUGAGAGGGUUUACGUCAUGGAAGAAAUCACUUUUAAUGUGAAGGUACAUCUAAACAUUUAAAGACUUGUGAUGGUUUCUGUAGCUUUGAUACAAAGAAAACAAUCAGAGUUGGACACAAAUCAAUCCUAUUAAGAUUUUCACUCUGACACUUGAGUUGAUGUUUUGUUUAAAACCAUUUGGUGUCACCCACACAAAAGACACAAAUGCAAAAUGUCUUUGUAUAAAAGGGGAACAAAGGUCAUGCAGAAAGCAGUAAAUAAUAAAUAACCCCAACUCUCUGAGAGUAGGGAGGUUGUGUGAAAUGCUUACAAAAACAGCCCCUCUGACUGUCCUUUUUUCACCCAGUCAUGUCACUAAUCUGUUGGGAAUGAAAGCAUUUAGUCAGAAAAUCUUCCUCCUGGUGUUUCUAGAGCAUUCAGAACCUUUUCAGUGAUUUGUUGCCCCCAUUCAGACUUUUUUUUAAACAUGUUGCUGACAUUAAAUAUAAAAUAAAAUUAGGUAAUAUUCUUUAUUCAACCCUAAGAAGUUUUAGAGUCAACAUUUGAUAUGUUGCCUUUGCAUUAUUUCAGUAUAUUUUGCUCCCUAACCUCUCUAUAUUGUUCAACAUUAACAGUGCCUUCUUAAAUAUGGAUGCUACCCAUGAAGUGGGUUUUUUUAUGUUGUCUCUCGUCUUUUUAAAGUAAACUAUGGCUUAGACACCCAACAACAUCUGUUUUUAUUAACAGCAUUUUACCUUUUACAGAAUUUGGGGUUGCAUUAACUCAAAAUGUGUAAAAUUCUGUUUCGAAUAUCCUUCAACAAUAUAUCAUGUCUUCACAGAUGGCCUCAGGAGAAUGUAAUGAAGAUACUGAAGUUUACAACAUCACACUGAGCACUGGUGAUGAGCUGACACUUAUGGGCCAGGCUGAGAUCCUUUACGCCAAAACCUCCAAGGAAAAAUCUCGGUUUAACACUAUUUUUAAGAAGAUUGGGAAGCUGAACUCUAUCAGUAAGAUCGGUCGAGGAAAGAUGCCCUGUUUGAUCUGCAUGAACCAUCGGACCAACGAGAGCAUCAGCCUGCCGUUCCAGUGCAAAGGCAGGUUCAGCACCUGCAGCCCGCUGGAGCUGCAGAUGCAGGAUGGCGAGCACACCAUCAGGAACAUUGUGGAGAAAACACGUCUCCCUGUCAAUGUCACAGUUCCCAGCAGUCCGCCCCGCAACCAGCACGACCUCCACCUCAUCCGCGAAGGUCACCGCUACAAACUGGUCAACAUUCAGACUAAAACUGUGGUGGUGUGCUGCAUUCUGCGCAGCAACAAAAUCAUCCCCACUCACUUCCCCUUCCAUUUGGCCAUGCCCAGGUUUAUUAUCCCAGAGGAGCUGCUGCAGGGGGAGCUGUGGCUGGAUACUAUGGUUCAUCGCUGGUUCUCCUUCUGCCAGGAACAGUUUGACAUUGACGACUACUCUCGAGCUGUCAGGGAUGUACGGACAGACUGGAACGAUGAGGGUAAGAGCCCCAAGAAAAGCAGCGGGAACGGCAGCUGCAGUGGAAACAGUGGUGGAGGAAACACCUCCAACGGGUGUCCUAACCACAUGCACAUCCCCAGCUCUCUAACAUACGCCCGGGAUGAACUCACACAGUCCUUCCAUAGACUCUCUGUGUGCGUGUACGGCAGCAACCUGCACGGUAACAGUGAGGUGAACCUGCAGGGCUGCAUGACCCUGUGUGGAGACUGGGCUCUUCUGCCAUCUGAUAGCGUCCCCUCAGAUGCAGUGGAGAACGAACACUACUUCCCCGAGCUGUUGGACGGCUCAAACCAACAAACAUCCCUCAGCAAGUCUGACGUGCCCUACGAGGAGCUGUGGUUGGACCACCUCAGAAGUCAAAUCCCAAAACCGUCUUUGGGUGAGGGCCUGCGAGGCGUCAACAACGGCUGUUCCUCUACAGCGGCUCUGUCAUUCCCAGUCUCGUGUCCUCUCAGUCCAGAUGCGUCUCUGACUCCGCCCCCUGUCCCACCCAAAUCUGAAGCUGUGAGUACACCUGCAAACUGUUGGACUCUCAAGGGUCAAUGAUGUGAUUUCAGCCUUGGUUGGUUUGGUAACACCCACAGUUAGUUUUGUAACAAGGGGAGAAGUGAAGCACUGCAGCAAACACCCCUGAAGCAGCUCCUCUGUCACACAAACAACAGAGAGAACAGAUGUUUAGGUUUACAGCACGACCAGACAAACUUAUUUCAAUCAGUCAGUCAAUUGUUUGAAGGGAGUGUGAUUUGAAGUCUUUAUCUUUCAGAGCUUUGUCUAAUUCUGUGGGUGUCACGUCAGAAAAGAGCUGGUUCUGUGUCUCCUUCAAACUGUUGCUUCCUUGUUUAGGUGAGGGAAGAAUGCCGUCUUUUGAAUGCACCGCCGAUCCCUCCUCGCAGUUUGAAACAGAUGCCAUCAGUCCCUGUCCUGUCGAAGCCCCGGCAACAAGACACCCGAUCUCCAAGUCCGACCCUCUCCUAUUACUCCUCUGGUCUCCACAACAUGUAAGAACUGAAACCUUUUCAUAUCAGUCACACCUUAAAGAAAUUUUGACCCCACUCUUUUUUCUAAACAGAAUUUAAGGUUGAGAUGACCAACAGCUUUCAAAAGUUUGACAUUUCUAGCAGAUCGAUGCUGCUGACAGUCACAUUCAGAAACAGCAGCCAGACCCCACUAAUGAAACAGUCCUUUUAUCCUGAAGAAGUCAGAACAUACUGGUCUACUAAGAGCAAUCAUUUGGUGUAUUUACUUAACUGUUCCUCUGUAGUGUUUUGAUUGGUUAGUUAUGAUCUAACACAACAAUAUUUGAGGACACACAAUGAUUCGAUUAACAUGAACUACCAGGGCAAUAGUAUGUAAAGACCCCUGAAAUGACUGUUAGUGUCGAAUGAGUCUAUCGGCUGUAGUCACAGAGGUAUCAACAUAAGACACUUACACACUGCAAGACGGGAUAUUUAUGUCCUUGUUCAGCCUCAUCUGCGAUGUGUAACGACCAAAGUUCCAAAGUUGUGUUGGGGGGUUAAGGUGGUUCAUUCUGUAAUUCUGAUUGACCGCAAUCAUAAUUUGGGUUUUUCAUCAGGAUAACAUUUGGAUAUGAACUAAAAGAGUAGGUCAGAGCAAAAAUUGAAGCUAAAGUCUCUUUUUUAAUCACUUCAAGUCCAAACGCUUAUUUAUAUGAAGUUUUGAUUCUGAAAAAAAAUGUUGCGGCCAAACAGCCAUUAUGAUGAUAAAUAUUUUCUAAAUGUGAACAAACAUUUACCAGCAAUGUUGUGCACUUUCCUCUAAAGGGAGAAUCUGCACUUCAGCACCCGGGGGACGUUAUUGUGGGCUGUGUUUGUAGAGCUCUUGUGAAGCCAUUAGCUCUCAUGUUUCCAUAACCCCACAUUGCAAUGUAAAAUCCCACACUGUGACACCAAUACUGUGAUCAAAGCAAAGCAACAAAGGCGUGAUGAUGGAGCUGCAGUUUAAAGCCAUGCUGGACUUACAAUAUAAAAAGUGCUGAAGAUAGCUAUAAAUGCAGUCUACAUGAGUUUGUUCAUGUCCCGCAAACUAAUCCUGUAUCUCUUCUCCAGUAGUGGGACAAGUGAGCCAGAGCAAGCAGCUGAAGCGCAGGAGCAGAGUCACAUGUGUUACCCCUGUAACAGGGGGAAGUCCAGCAACACUGAAGCAAACACUACACUGUCCAGUGGCAGCCUGCCGUCCGAUGGGAUGUCCUCCAGGUUGUCUUGGCCAAAUAACUUCAGCGGAGGAGAAUCCCACGGCUUGGAUGAAUUCCUGCCAGCCAGCUGUCGGAGCUACUACAGCUACCCCAGAAAGAGAACCCCAAGUACCACCAAAACCUGCACAUCCAGCCUGGUGGACUUUGACAGCAGAGCAAAUGCCCACAGCAGUAAGGACUGCAGGCUGCAGAAAGCCUCUGUGAACCAGUUCUGCACCAAAUCUUCAAGUUACAACUCAGACAUGUACAGAGACAAACGGAUAGAAGAAUCAGACACUAAGCAGAGCCUCUCCUGCCCCAUUUUACCACCGAGGACACCAAAAUCAAAUGCUUUAGUGAAGUGCACAGAUUUACCAGCAGAAUCCUCCUGCGACAGCACACAGGAAACAUCCAGCAGCUCACUGACUCAGCAGGAGCAGGGCACUAAAGAGAUAUUUUCCAUCUCUGACUCGCUAACUCCCGACGGUGCAUCCUGGCAGCCUCCGUCCAGUCUGGCUGGACUGUCCAUUGAAGAGGUUUCUAAAUCUCUGCGGUUUAUCGGGCUGCCUGAGGACAUCGUGUCUCUGUUUGUGUCUGAAAAGAUUGAUGGAAGUCUACUCCUGCAGCUGACCGAGGAGAUUCUGUCUGAGGACUUCAAACUGAGCAAGCUGCAGGUGAAGAAACUGAUGCAGUUCAUAAACGGGUGGAGACCCAAAAUCUAACUACAAGUAUAUGUGACACUAAAGCCUGUGUUAAAGCAGAGACAGCUAUGCCUUCAGUUUAUAUGCUAUGCACAUGAAGCCACAAAGAGUUUCUAUUGGUUUCAAAUGAGCUGAUUCCUUGUUACAGUAAGUAGGGGACAGAUUCACCCACUGUCAGUCUUUGACUGGUGUUUACUAACUGAACAGAGUCAUUUGGCACUUUGAUGGAGACAUUUUCACGUCAGCUUCUCCUCAGUACUUUUCACCCAAAGCCUACAAGUGUUCAUGACAUAUAACAAAAAAAAAACGAAUGAAUUUAAAGUAAAACACUGAUGAUUCAACAAGGACAGGAAAGUAUAAUUAAGAGAUUUCUGGUUAAAGGCUUUGUGAUUCUGCUCUUGGAAGAGAAAACCACACCAUCCUUUUUUAAAAAUCACAGAAAACCACACAGCAGACUACUGCACUUUGUUACUUUGAUUUAAAACAUGCUAAAUAACAAGCAUGGGGUUAAUUCCUGCAGACUGUUGACAAGGUUAGGUAAUCAAGGAUGUUGCUGCAAGAUACUGAAGAGAUCACACAUUAAUUUUUCCUCCCUAGUUUUUAAAGAAAUAUCAGACAGGUUUGAACUUCUAUUUAGGAGAAAUACCAACCACUCAAGAGGGUCAUUUUAGUUCGUUCAGUUUAUUCAUGCUUUAUAGAUACAAUGGCUCAAGUUGACUCCAGUGGACUGGCAAGUAUGAGUGAAACAGGCCGUGAUAUAUGCAACUGUCCAGUGAAGUUGUAAAUGUCUGACAUCAUAGAUGGACUUCCUACUGAGAGAGAGAGGUCUUUAGUUUAAUAAUAACAAGCAUCUUUAACUAGGAACCAAACCUCACACUCAAAAACAUUAACCUGACUCUGGAAAAAAGGAGUUUACACUCAGCUUUUAAACAGAUAUGGUGGAGUACGCAGGAUUUUUGCUUCUCAUGCCAAAGUGUGCCAUAGAGGAUUACAAAGUGAUCAGUUAUGGUUGAUCUAUUUACAGUUCAGGGUGGGAGGCGUUACUGCAGCUUUAAGCUAGUUUGCUAACCCCUGAUACAGUCAGAAGCAGAAGUGGGAUAGUGGUGAGACAGAUGUAAUAGUCUGAUGGCUGCUCCGUGUGAACUCUGUUUAAACAUACAGACUACAGUAAACAGCAUCAUCAAAAAUGACUUUCAUGGCUAAACAAAAUAAGUUAUGUUAUAAUAAACUUAUAACACUACAACGUGAAAAGAUCUUGCCCUUACAUUAAAAGUAUUGUGCUACAACUUAAAGCUAAACGUUAAUUCUAAUGUCCAGCGUGGCAACAGUUUGCAUUCGCACUGAUGGAUCCAGAUGCUCUUAAUUUUACUGAAAUCUUACAGCCUGUUUCAGGUCUGCCAGCCAAAACAAUCUUCUGGAGCCAUUCUUCAACCGUUUUACCCAGUAAAUAUGUUUUGAAAGGGUUAACUGUAGAAGUAAUGAGGAAACUAUGAAAGUAUUCUAACUGCUACUGUCUUUCACAAAAAAUCAAAGCCUUCUAUAGGAGUCAGUAAAACAAACACCUCAGCUUUGCAGGGCAGAACAUGUUUAUGAUAGCCUAUACGUCUAACCAAAUCACAUCUUCGUCAGAGCUUUUCAGAUCUUCACUUUAACAUGUUUUUAAAGAUAUGCAGCCAAUAUGCAUAAAUCCUUAAAGAUAUUAUCAUGUUUUGUUUUGUUUUUUUAAAAAGGACAGAAAUAAUGUAAAUCUCUCCAGGGCAGUGUCUUCAUGAGUCCACUCUGCCUGAAGUUCAAGUUGGAAAAAGUCAGUGGUGUUAAAAUGACUCCUACUCUUAUUAAGAAGAUAAAUCAGAGGGAUGCGGGGAGAUUGACCACAAACCUGAACAUUUUUGGAUAUUUUAGAAAAUGAAAUAAGUGUAAUAAUAUCAAUCUCAACUAAACUAAAUGUCUGUUGUCUGGUAUCAGGUCAUGAACCUGUUUAAUGUCAGUGAUUUUCUACCUUACUGAAUUCUAAUGCUGAUGAGACUGUUUAAACUUAAACUCCAUCAUCAUUUUUGUGUGUGUGUUUAACACAAUGUCACUUUUAUCUUUAUGCAAAAUCUUUUUUCCUGUUUGAGGCCUUUUGAUCUAAAGUUUAAUGAACUCUUACAUGUCUUUACUUCUGCUAACUAGGGCUGAAGAAAAUCAUGUCUUUUCUACGGUGGUCCUGAAGGUCAUGUGCACAAACACUUCAUGAGCAUAAAAAAAUAUCACCAAACACAAAAAACAAAAUACUCAGUAACUAACUUCAAAAGUGUUUCAUGAUUUGCAGAAACUUUUGACAUUUUGAGACAUUUUCUGCAUUUUGUUGAAUGUGUUUCUAUUUUAUUGAAAUAUUUUUCAAAAUACUUUUUGCUUUGAUAGUUUUUGCAUGAAGUUAAAUAUUUGUUUUUCUUGAAAUAUUUUUGGAUAGUGUUUUUUUUGGUUUUUAUUAAAAUAGUUUUGUGAAAUGUUUGUGCACUUCAUGAAAUAUUUGUAGUAAAAUAUUGUUGUUUUGCAGAAUGGUUUUUUGUUUAUGAAACUUUUUUUUCAUGAAACAGUAAUGGAAUUUCUCAGUUUUUUUUGUGAUAUGAAAUGAUUUUGAACAUAACCCUCAGGGCCACUGUACGUUAUUCUUCAGUUAAAAUGCAAAUGAUCUUCAGAGUUAGAGACCAUGAUGGUUUGCAGAAAUACAAAUUAUGCAUGGAGCACUUUGGUCGAUUUCAGACCAGUUAAACACAGAGAAGUUUAUUGAAAUAAACAUUUAUAAAAGUUUCUCUGCAGAGUGAGAGCAGCAGAUGCUUUUCCCCUAAAGGUACUUCUUUUCUUCCCUGUGAGUCUAAAAAUAAUCUUUCUGUCAAAUGUCUGCGCCUUAUACCCAGAGACCUUAUUAGAAGUUAGACUUUAGUUGGACGUGAAGAAAGCCUCUUUAUUCGACGACGCUCCUGGUCUAAAGGAAGAAGACUCUGUGUGUUCCUCUGAGAAGUUCUCACUAAAGCUGAUCUGCUCAAAUCACACGUCAGUUUUUAUGGUACCAAAUGUUUUUCCUGUUAACUCAGAUUUAUUUAAUUGAUGCAGCUACAGUGAGACCAUGUAAAAAAAAAAUGCAGCCGUUCCUGUCGGACUGUUAGUGUGGCUGUUUUAUGAAGGUGCCUCAGCAGUAGCAGCAGCCUCUGUACAACACAGGCCUGAUCUGUUGUUUUUCUUUUUUUUUGCUCCCUCUGACUGUUUACGCAGCGGGAUGUUACAUAUUUGACUUGAUAAUUUUAUUUUUAUGUAAGUGCAAAUAUAAUGUAAUUUUUUAAAGAAAGUGAUUACUAAUGUUCAAAUUAUUUUUAUUGAAAAAAAAGCUCAUGUUCAAAUUAAUUCUGUAUAACUUGGGUUGUGUUUGGGUUUAUUACUACAUGCAUUACCAUAACACUAUGUAAACUGUAAACUACAGUCACACUACAUGCACAGUGACCAAAAUAAUGCUAACACACCUCUUGUGCGGGUAAUUCUGCAGGUUUACUGUAUGGUGGUCACAGUAUCAACAUGUUGUAUGGUUAAACAGUAUCUUAACACUCAUUUCAGUGGGUUUAUGUUCUAUGCAAAGUCCUGAAAGUGCAAAAAGACCAAAAGUAUAAAAAAAAAAAAAAAGGAGUAUUAUGUUUGAUGAAGUUGCCACAGUGUUCAUGUCAGGGGAAUAAAAAUGCCAAAGGAUUUCCAAAUCAGUGAUGUGACCUUGAAUAAUUCAGAGAUUCUAACUGUGAACAUGUGACCCACUCUCAUUUAUGCACCGUCACCUCUCAGUUCCUUUGACAAGGGGGGGGGGGGCAAAUGUUGAUAAUGGUCAGGAACCUGGACUGAGGCCUACAUGAAUUACUUUGGAAGGAAUAACUGUGACUUUGAGUUUGAUAACGUUUCUCAGCAUUCAUGAUAUCUGGACUUAUUGACGGUCAUCUUUCAAAUCUUGUUUCUGUUUCUGAUUGUAUAAUCUAUUAAAAAUGGAUUGAAUGAUGUUUGUGGAGUUUAUUUUGUCUUAAUUAAAUCAGAUUUGUUCAUUUA